CCGGCGGCUGCUCCGAGCGCUCUUGGACCUUUCAACGACAGGUCAAGUAGCUAUAGGGCCUAUGACGCGGACCCGCCUUCGAUGACCCGCACUUUGUAUCAAGAAACAGGACAUCAUUCGUUGCUGUCCCGCAGAACGGCCUUGUUCCUGAACUUGAUGAUCUGGAUAUCGCGAGGAGCGACGCUACACACUGGGCGACGUGAACUGACUACAUACCAAAUGUCUACCGGAAGCACACGGCUACACCCACAAUUACAUCCACAAUUACCCAGUCGUCACGUUAAACAUCUACCAUUAUCCUCCCGUUUUGGAAAGCCAUCAAAGCUCGGCUAGCGCUUGGGCCUGUGGACGGGAGUAUAAACCGGAACUGGGUUACUCUUGGGCACUGCUGAACCCUCGACUUGCCACCCUCUCCCAUGCCUGCACACUCCGACGCUGAUGUGCGGCGCCUCCGCCGUGUUCACCAGAAGUUUGGACCGUUGAUCAUUUCAACCAAUGUCCCUGUAUUGCCAGGUGUUCGCAGCGAUGAACCUAACAGCCCUAGCUCGUCGGUCGAACGAUCGAGCAUUGUCCCUCAGACGGCGAUCGCCGAAGGUCCCAUCGACGUUCUCGUCAACCAUGAAUCGGGCUCUGAGGGUAUUCCUGAGAUCGCUGCGCUCGUCACAGUUCUCCUCACUUCCAUCGAGUCCGUCCUCCAGAGCAUCUUCCACCGCGAGUUCCUGCUUCGACAAUGCAUUGUUCAUACUCAGAUUCGUGACACCAUUGUCCACCGCAGUUACGAGUUGCGUGACCAUGUAGCUGGCAUGGCUGCCGGCGAUAUUCCCUGCGUUAGGGAGAAUGCACAAGAGAUCAAAGGUCUUAUUCGGGGCAUAGUGGGCCAUCUGUUGAUUCUCCAUCGGAAGGUCGAGGAAUUUCAUCGGGUGGACAUGAAGCCGCUACCAGCCUUACCGAUCGAAGAGGCGGAGGAGAGCAAUCCUCCCCAGGCCGAAGCAAGCUCUCCCGUUGCGCAUUCUCCUAUCGUGGACUCCCCCGUCUCAGACUCCCAAUCCCGGACUACAGAAGCCGACUCCACCCUGGGUACAACCGACACCACCCCGGAGUCGUCGACCACCACUGUCUCGGCGGUGGUCUCUUCUGAGUCCAAGUCGCCGCUAGUGAAACCGCGUACUCGACGCCGGGACAAACUUCUUCAGCGCUUGCUACAACUCCGAGAGGACUUUCUCAAGUCGUUCCGUGCCGACUCAGAAGCCUUGGCAUCAUCUCUGGAGGAGCGGAAAGCUACUGCGCGGCAAUCGUUCAUCAAUGACCGAGUCGACCCUGGUGGCAAUGGGGAAACUGUCGACAUGCCGCUGCCCACGGGAGCUGCCGUAGCCAUAUGCUUCGACCAAAACGGUGAUGUUCGGGCCGCCUCACUGACGGCUUUGGUCCACAUCCUCACUUCGCAUCACGUGUUCACCAUGGACGAAGUCUCAGAGACGUUCUUUCUCGCCUUCCGUCUGUUCAGCUCGCCCCAGGCAGUUCUUGAGGCGGUUCAAGAGCGCUGGGACGAGCAGCCACCCCUGCCGCUGGACCAGCUGUCUCUUCCCCAGCAGCGUGUUUGGCUCCAGCAGAAGACCUACGUCGCCAACUGUAUCGCCCAGCUCAUCCUCACCUGGCUGGAUGACUACUGGCGACCAAAGUAUGACAAACACAUGCUGCCCCAGCUCUCCGAGUUUGUCAAGGGGAAAUUCCCUGCUGCUGGCAUCCCGGCCCCCGUUCUGGGCCUUCUGCAGGAUGCGCUACACCGCGCAUCGCAGCCUGAUUACAACCCUCGUCGGCAACGCACCUUCGACACCGAGCGCGAUGGGCCGCCACCUCCCCCGCCGGAUUUCUUCUUGCUCGUCACACCGGACGACGAUUUCGGCGUCAGCCUGUCUUGCUUUGAUGCGCCCGGGGGCAGUGAACAGCUUGCUGUCGAGCUCACGCACAAAGCACAUGGUUUAUUCCGGGCCAUCGACAUCGAGCCCACAGUAUUCAAAUGGGUGAAGAACAGGCGUGAUGAACAGCUGCAACUCAUCGUCAUGGAGGAAACUAUCCUGGUUUGGGUUGCGAACAGCAUCUUGACCCUCGCGAACCGCACGGCCCGCGUUCAGCGUAUCGAGUUCUGGCUGGAUGUUGCUGCAGUCAAAUUGUUUUGGCUUGCGCAACUUCUCCACUGCAUCUGCGAUAUUCGGUGGCUUGGUUCUGUGGCCGGUGGAGCGAUUGAGCGUGACAAUUCUGGCAAGUUUUCGUCGCCGUCUCUCUCUUCCAUCCAAUCUUAUCUCGCGCAGAAUCUUUCUAUUAAGUCCAAAGAGCAGUACCGUCUUCUCAGCUCUAUGUACGACAAGAACUUUGCUGCAUACCGCCGGGAACUGAGCAAGAGCACCGACUGCAAGCUUCCUGUCGUUCCCCUCAUAAGUACUGCCUUGCGCCAAGAUGUGAUCUCAGCUUAUGAGCUGUCGGACUUGACGAACGAAGCGGAGAAGGAGCUCAUCCAUUUUUCCGCCUUCAAGAUAUUGCGGCGUACUAUCCGCUCGAUGGAAGCAUCCAUGCUCCCAUACAAUAUCCAGCCCCUUCAGACGGUCCAAACAUUCAUCCAACAGCAAUUGGACGGGUACCGAAGUCACGAUGCGUUUUUGAAUACAUUCGAUGCAAUGAGUCUGCAACUCGAAGGACGCGCUCCAGCUCCAAUACAGAAAGGGCGGGCGUGGCUGCAGACCAUCAAGGGGUCUCCCGAGUCGGGGCAGUUUGCUCUGUUUGAGCUUCCCGAUCCGCGCACGGCUUCUCCACCGAGCUUCAUGCAGAAGUUUGCAGCGUUCCUCAAUCUUCGCCGAUCUGGUUGAACGACGCCCGUGUUUCGGUUCUGCUCCCCCAUAUCCAUUUUAUGUUAUUCAUAUGUUUAUAAACCAACCAUGUAC
This is a messenger RNA of Mycena citricolor, 2936 nucleotides long. Lineage: Eukaryota; Fungi; Basidiomycota; Agaricomycetes; Agaricales; Mycenaceae. The record is from the annotation of a GenBank genome assembly.